Molecule: messenger RNA, 2115 nt
Organism: Fibroporia radiculosa
Lineage: Eukaryota; Fungi; Basidiomycota; Agaricomycetes; Polyporales; Fibroporiaceae
Exons: 11
Coding region: 1-2115 (704 amino acids)
Cellular component (GO): cytoplasm
Source: RefSeq, a predicted model, not a curated record
AUGGCCACACGAGUACCCAUUCCGAUCACUGUCUUCACUGGCUUUCUCGGCGCAGGAAAGACAUCCAUCAUUCUUUCCCUCCUCCCGCAGCUCCCAAAAGACUAUCGCGUCGUGCUACUCAAGAAUGAAUUUGGUGACGUCGAGGUGGACAGUCAACUAGCCAAACAAUCCAGUUUGGCAGCUGUAAGCGAGAUCUUGAACGGAUGCAUGUGCUGUGUUCUAGUGGGGCAGAUGAAGACUGCAUUGCUGGAGAUACGAGAACAGUACCGUCCAGAUCGGAUCAUCAUUGAGUGCUCAGGCUCCGCGUUUCCCGCAACGCUAGCCUUCCAAAUCCGCGAGCUGGAGCGUGAGACGGAGGGCGACUUGAAGCUAGACGCGAUUGUCACAGUGAUCGACGCAGAAAAUUUCACGGAAUACGAAGACACCUCGCCCACUGCGAGAAUGCAAGCAAGCUACACAGAUGUGCUGCUAAUUAACAAAUGGGAGCACGUAUCUGAACGCGCGCUGGAUAUUUUAAUAGAUCACCUGGCCACGCUGAACGACCUGACGCCCAAGAUCAAGUGUAAAGGCCGGGAAGGCGUGGACCCGAAUUUCAUUUUCGGACUGGAUUCGAGACUAUUCCGGUUGGAAGACGAUAGGACAACAACGGCGGACGGGUAUCACCAUGAGGAGGUAGAGACAGCCACAGUAUACCGAGGGACUGCGCCAGCCCAUAGAGACGGACAUGGCACGGAGUGCGAGUGCAGCGAUAGUGAUGUCGUUGAUGCACAUGGAGGGGGCGUGGUAGAAGCAAGUGUGUUGGCCGAGGCACUGGCGGGGCUAUCGAAGGACACAACGUGGCGCGUGAAGGGAUUUGUGCGCUUUGCCGACGGCGAGCGCAUCCUGAACUGGGCAUUCGGGCGAUACAGCCUGACGGACGCACCGACAGGGACGUUGAGGAGCUCGGACGGGGUGCGGCUGACGGUGAUGGGCGAGCGGGGAGAGGUGAGGCGGGCAGCGCGGCGGCUGGCAGACAAAUUGGGCGCGCAGAUGAUGGUGUACCUCAUGUUCUCCUACGUCCUCAGCUCAGCGAGCACCUACUUCCGCUUGCCCAUCGACGAGGACCAGUUCGACGACGAGGACGACAACGUCUUUUCCAGCACCCGCCAUAUCACUUGGAACCCAUCCGGUAGCAAUUCAAGCGACUCGGAUGACUCGGACGCUCCAUUUUCUUCCUCCUCUAGGUCCUCCUCCCCCAGCACAAAUUUCGCUAGCAAUUCUAACAAAGCCGUCAUCCGCGAAAUCCUCUCCCAGGAUGAUCUCUACCGUAUCCUCGGCAUCCAGCGCGCACCAUGCAUAGACAGACUCACUCUCCGGCGAGCAUACCUCUUUCGCUCAAAGGCAUGCCACCCCGACAAAUUUCCCGAUAGUCCCGAAGCGACGCGCGCAUUCCAAAAAGUCUCCGUCGCAUACGACGUCCUCAGCAAGCCCUCCUCCAAGCGUCUCUACGACUCGCGUCCGCCCCAGUCUCCGUACGAUCUGUUCGCCUCCCGGCCCUACCCUGCCCCCGAGGAGACCUUCCGAAGUGUCGUCCUCGGCGUGUUUAACGACAUCCUCGACGGCGACCUCGACAUGAUCCGCACCCUCCUUCGUGCGGUGAAUGAUAUCAAUCCCUCCCUCCGCCUCGGCGAAGACGGCAUCAACUCCGUCCUGCUCACCCUCCAUUCCAUCCGCGAACGCGCACUCACGUGCCGCACGUGCAUCCUCGCACUGCACUCUGAGCUCACGAACCUCCUCGAAGUCCAGCGAACAUUCCGCUCGCUCUCAUACCUCGACCUCCGCCGUCGCUCAUGCCUCACCGUCCGUCUUGCCCGAUUGACUGUCAGGCUCCCCAUCGCGCUGGAGCAGGCCAUCCGCCAGCAGCGCGGGCUCGACGUCUACGGACCCCCCGCCGCCGGGGUGGGCAGGGGCCGGGAUGGCGUCGGUGUUGGGACCGGAAGCAACCGCAUACGCAAUUACGCUGAAGCCGCCAGUGUCGACAACGCGGAACGGACAGAGCUUCUCAAUGCACGAGUAUACACCCUCUUGUGCGGGCUCGUCCACGUCCUCGAACGGAUGGAGCGGAUUCUUAAAUAG